AUGUUGCAUGUCCUUCAGUUCGGCGUGUGGCUACUCAAAUUGCCAUCACGGAUUCCGAUUUGGAAACAAGACGAGCCGGUCGGCUGCUCAGCGUGCGGCUCGCAAUCGGGAAAGACGCGGUGCGGUCGGGGGAUACGAACCGAGCCUGCCAACAACUUUAUGCGGGAGAUGGAGUGCCGAGUGCUGUCCAUCCAGAGUCAUGUAGUGAGGGGGUAUGUGGGCAACAAAUCCGCCUCCUUUCCUUUACAGGUGAUGGGCUUUGAAGUGGAUUCCAUCAACUCAGUACAGUUCUCCAACCAUACAGGUUAUGCUCACUGGAAGGGGCAGGUAGUGACGGCAGAUGAGCUCCAUGAGGUGUAUGAGGGAAUCAAACUGAACAAUGUUAACAAGUAUGACUACGUCUUAACUGGGUACACCAGAGACACUUCUUUUCUGGAGAUGGUGGUGGACAUUGUACAGGAACUGAAGAGAGCCAAUCCUAAUCUUGUGUAUGUGUGUGAUCCUGUCCUUGGGGAUCAUGGUUCAAUGUAUGUGCCUCAGAAUUUGUAUCCAGUCUAUAAAGACAAAGUGGUACCAGUGGCAGAUAUCAUCACCCCAAACCAGUUUGAGGCAGAGCUCUUGACAGGGAAGACUAUCAGCACAGAGAAAGAAGCAGUAGAGGUGAUGGAUCUGCUGCAUAAUAUGGGACCAGACACAGUGGUCAUUACCAGUUCUGAUCUGCCCCCUCGCCUUGGAGACCGCUUUCUGGUGUCUCUUGGCAGCCAACGCAUUGUAAAUCCAGACGGUACAUACACGACCCAGCGGGUCAGGAUAGAGGUGCCCAAAGUGGAUGCUGUGUUUGUAGGGACAGGCGAUCUAUUUGCAGCUAUGCUGCUGGCCUGGACACAUCACUACCCCACAGACCUGAAGACGGCUUGUGAGAAGACUUUCUCAGUCAUGCAUCAUGUCAUCCAGAGAACCAUUUCUUAUGCCCAUGAGAUGGCCGGUCCUGGCAGAAAACCCAGCCCGGCUCAGCUAGAGCUACGAAUGAUCCAAAGCAAAGCGGAUAUUGAGGAUCCAGCCAUUGUCAUGGAGGUCACUGUUCUAUAGAAACUCCACGUACACACAAACACACUUUCACUUUCCCCUUGCCACAAUCGCACAAUGUAUAGAUGUUGUACAUUUUGGAUCUGUAAUGUGACAUUGCCUUAGAAAUUUUAAACAGAGCACAACAUUUCAUUAGUACGGAGGAAAAGCAGGGUACAGCCGUGUUGACGGCCGAGAGAGAGAGAGAGAGAGAGAGAGAGAGAAGGAGAACGCUGUGAUAAAAGAGGACAAAGCGGGAGAUUAAAAUCUCUUGUUCAGCUACUUUUCCUCUCAUUUUAUCUCCUUCUCCAAGCUAGUCUCGAACCCCUGGUUGUCCUGCACAUUGAGAUGCUUUCCACAUGUGACCUUUAAAGCAUGAUGAAAUGCCCAGGAGUGAAUAAAUGCCUUUUUAAAUCCAAAUCUCUAAAGAAACUGCCACUGCUCAAGCAAGCAACCACUGAAGUAAGGUCAGUAAGAAGCAUAACAUUAAAGGUACGGUCAGCAACAUUAAGGCAUGUAACUUAAUUUUAGAAGAGGAAAAAAAUUUUCACAUUCAGGCUCAGAAAAUAAUCAACCCUUCUUGUGCCCCAGGGCCCUGUAGAAGAGUUAAAAUACAGAUAAGGACUACAAAUCUGCAACCACUCAGGCAGUGUCUGUACUUCACAAUAAGAAGGAGAAUGCCGGUCUAGGUGUUACUAGGUGUUAGAUUGUUUCAAGGCAUCACACACACUCUCAUUCAUGCUCACUUUACAUUACCUGUUUUAACAAACUAAUUAAA
Messenger RNA from Trichomycterus rosablanca, 1843 nucleotides. RefSeq names its product pyridoxal (pyridoxine, vitamin B6) kinase b (gene pdxkb). The record is from RefSeq and is a predicted model, not a curated record. Gene Ontology annotation, cellular component: cytosol. Gene Ontology annotation, biological process: pyridoxal 5'-phosphate salvage. NCBI's taxonomy places the organism in Eukaryota, Metazoa, Chordata, Actinopteri, Siluriformes, Trichomycteridae. Bases 1 to 1089 code for a protein of 362 amino acids. Gene Ontology annotation, molecular function: pyridoxal kinase activity. The transcript is spliced from 11 exons.